Molecule: messenger RNA, 1561 nt
Organism: Camelina sativa (false flax)
Lineage: Eukaryota; Viridiplantae; Streptophyta; Magnoliopsida; Brassicales; Brassicaceae
Source: RefSeq, a predicted model, not a curated record
UUCUCACCCUCACGCGCCAUCUCAAAUUCGAUCUUCUUUCACUGCACACAAAGCGAAGAGACAGAGAAGCCAUAGAGAGAGAGAGAGAGAGAGAAGAGAGAAAAAGUGGGGGAAAAAGCGAAGAAGACGCAGAUUCCAUUCAAUUUAGGGUUAGCGCUUCCCCUAAUUUGGAAACCUAGUCUUGUUUCCGGAUCGGACGAAACGAGAGAACGAAGUUAACGAGAAUGGGCGCGAAUUCUAUUCCCGUGGAUGCAACCAUUGAUCUCGAUGAGCAGAUCUCGCAGCUCAUGCAGUGCAAGCCUCUCUCCGAGCAACAGGUUAGAGCAUUAUGUGAGAAAGCCAAGGAGAUCUUAAUGGAUGAAAGCAACGUUCAGCCUGUGAAAAGCCCUGUGACAAUCUGCGGUGAUAUUCAUGGACAGUUCCAUGAUCUUGCUGAGCUUUUCCGUAUAGGAGGAAUGUGCCCUGAUACCAAUUAUCUGUUUAUGGGAGACUAUGUGGACCGUGGUUAUUAUUCUGUUGAAACUGUAACGCUGUUAGUCGCCUUAAAGAUGCGAUAUCCUCAGCGAAUCACUAUUCUUAGAGGAAAUCAUGAAAGCCGUCAGAUUACUCAGGUUUAUGGAUUUUAUGAUGAAUGUCUGCGAAAGUAUGGCAAUGCAAAUGUUUGGAAAAUCUUUACAGACCUCUUCGACUAUUUCCCGCUGACAGCCUUGGUUGAGUCAGAAAUAUUUUGUCUUCAUGGUGGAUUAUCUCCAUCUAUCGAGACCCUUGACAACAUAAGGAAUUUUGAUCGAGUUCAAGAAGUGCCCCAUGAAGGGCCGAUGUGUGACUUAUUAUGGUCUGACCCCGAUGACCGAUGUGGUUGGGGCAUCUCUCCCCGUGGUGCCGGAUAUACCUUUGGUCAGGAUAUAUCCGAACAAUUCAAUCACACAAACAGCUUAAAGCUGAUUGCCCGAGCUCAUCAGUUGGUUAUGGAUGGAUACAACUGGGCUCACGAGCAAAAGGUGGUUACUAUAUUCAGUGCUCCAAACUAUUGUUACCGUUGUGGGAACAUGGCCUCGAUUCUUGAGGUCGACGACUGCAGGAACCACACCUUCAUUCAGUUCGAACCAGCACCGAGGAGAGGAGAACCAGACGUUACCCGAAGGACACCAGACUACUUUCUGUGAUCACUGGACACAGACUCAUCUCAGUCAGCAGCUGCAGCCACCCACAAGUGAAAAGUCAGAGUUGGUAACAAUCAAGAUUCUCGUUUCUAUGCGUUGUGCUCAGGUUGCUCUGUUUUAAAAUUCAACUUAGUCCCACCACCGGAAUAUAAUGUGUAUUAUAGGCGAAGAAGGAUCUCUUAUCUUCCUCUAUAACCAAGAAAAAAAAAAGGAAAAGAAAAAAAGACACCCUUUAUGGACAUUGUUUGGUUGAUGUUAUUAGCUUCUUCUUCUUCUUCUGCAUCCGAAUGUGUUUUCAUGUGAGAAAUCUUCUAAUUUUUAUUUCACGUAAUUUGUCCUUCAACUUCUCCGAUUUUUAAAAGUUGUUCUGCUUAUUUGUAUUACAAAGCUUGAUAUAA